AUGUCUUCGGAAGGCUACGAACCUCCCAGCUACAAAACCUGCUCCGAUGGCGUCUCCGCCCGAUGUCCCGUCGAAGCUUCGUUGUACGGCGACUACUUCACCCUCAGCGCAUGUAUCUUCUUCGUCGUAGCGCACGCCCUCGCUCUUAUUCCACAGAUCUAUUUUGGUAUUCGCGCGCGAACAUGGUCUUACAUGGUAUGGCUCGCCAUAGGGACUAUCUUUGAACUUAUCGGAUACUGCGGCCGUAUUAUCAUGAGUUCGAAUCCUUGGGUGUACAACGCUUUCGUCAUUCAACUGGUUCUUCUCAUCCUCGGCCCCACGCUCGUUGCAGCCGCUAUUUCCAUCACGUUCAAGCAUCUCGUUCUCUGGUAUGGACGAGAAUACAGUUUCAUCAAACCAGUCUUAUAUCCCUGGGUUUUCGUCGGUACGGAUUUCUUCUCGAUUAUUAUCCAGGCUGCAGGCGGUGGUGUUUCAUCUGCUGCUACCAACGGCGAGAACUCGGAUCAGAAGCUGCUUGAUGUUGGAUCUGGCAUGCUUGUCGCUGGUGUGGUGUUCCAGAUGGCGAAUAUGGUUUUCUGUGGAGGUUUGAUGCUCAUUUACAUGUGGCGACGACACAAGGCUAUCAAGAACGGUGCUGCUGUCAGAGAGGGUGACGAGUCUUCUAUGAGUGGAGGAGAUGUCAAGGUUAUUCGUGCAAGCGAUAAGAAGACCAAGAUAUUUGUCUGUGCGUUGGCGGUUGCUUAUGUUGCUAUUAUCAUCCGUUGCAUCUACCGUAUCCCUGAAAUGCAGAUGGGCUGGGGCAGCACCCUCAUGCAAAACGAAACCACAUUCCUUAUCCUCGACGGAGCCAUGAUUCUCAUCGCCGUAUGGACCUUGACAAUAUUCCACCCUUACUUCUUCUUUCCUUUCCUGGGUAGUAAGGGCAAGGCUGCGAAGGAUGCCGAGAAGACUCAGACACAAACGAACGAGGGACCUGUUGUUGGUAACGCAUAG
Fusarium coffeatum is the source of this 993-nucleotide messenger RNA. RefSeq lists its product as uncharacterized. The record is from RefSeq and is a predicted model, not a curated record. Bases 1 to 993 code for a protein of 330 amino acids. Gene Ontology annotation, cellular component: fungal-type vacuole; plasma membrane. The transcript is spliced from 2 exons. Lineage: Eukaryota; Fungi; Ascomycota; Sordariomycetes; Hypocreales; Nectriaceae.